AUGCAAUGUCUGAUUCGCCAACUAAUACCAAGACUUGCCAGCGCUCUCAUCUCCGUAUUAUGUACACCUCACAUCUGCUUCUCCGCAUCAGCACCAAGCCAUGAGUACUGACAGAGGCCAUGGACACAAUCCUUCCCACGAUGAGCGCAGGAGAGUGGCCAUGCCGCGAAGGACCACUCUAGGACCACUUGAUGCAGACACAGACGAUCCGCUGGCCGGCUCGACCAUAGACACCUCCGCUCCCCGCUUCUCACAGCCCGAGCCAAUAUCUCGAAGUCAGAUAGCUUCACCAGCACAAGACUCGACCACUCCGACCUCUGCCCUCGACGAUGUCCCCUCUAAAGACCUCUCCUUCCUCCUCGAUCCUUCAAUAUACCAUCCGCUCCCCACCUCCGCAGUCCCACAACCUUUCCUCAACUCCCUGAAUGCCUCCGAUAUCAACGAUUCCCUCACAACCCUCCUCUCCCGAGGCCAAUACCGCCUCGCAGCUCUCCAUUGCGCCCGCGAACUAUGCGCCAUUCGCGAUCCUACUUCCGUCACAACCAUCCUGAAUCUUUUCCACACCCGCCUCGCUUGCCUCACACUUCUCUCUCAUCACGACCUCGCCGCAACCGAGUCAAAAGCCCUGGGUGACCUCACCUCAUCCUUCUACCGCCACCCCGUGUCGGGCACUCAUUACGUCCCAUGGUCCCUCCGCGUCCUAUGCAUCCGACUCACUGCCCUCGGAUACUCGGAAUGGCGCAAAGGCAUCAUGGGAUACUACGAGCUGGCCCGCGAGGCACGCUCCGAAAUCGCACGCGCAUCCGCUACACACAAUGACAACGCAGCGACUGAAGAAUGGAGCGCGCGCCUCAGAGAACUCGGCGUGCUGACCGCAAAUCUCCUCGUGGAAAUGGGCGACCUAGAAGCCGCGGCCGAACACCUGGCUUCACUUCCAGGCUACACCGAUGCAGAAGACGCCGAAGCAGUCCGAUUGCGUACCUACGAAGCCCUCCUCUGGCUUCGCGUUGGCGAUAUUGCAGCCGCACGCCGCACACUGCCUGCCUCCCAGCCCCCAUCACACUUGACAGCACUCCUACAAAUCUCCGACGAUGACUUUGAUUCAGCGCUGUCUACACUACAAGCCCUGCGUAAGUCACAUUCCAAAGAUCCAAUGAUAGGACAAAAUCUUGCGGUUUGCCGUUUGUAUGUCGGCCAAAUGUCUGCGGCGCGGGAGGUACUCGAGGACCUUGUGGACCAGGGUCAUGCAUUUCAUACACUGACCUUCAAUCUUGCGACACUAUACGAACUAAGCACAGAGAGGGCGAGGGAGAAGAAGGGCGCGCUAGCAGAUAGGGUUGCAGGGAGGAAGCCCAGAGAUCAGGAGAGCUGGGAAAGGGCAAAUGUUGACUUUAAACUCUAAGAGACGAGGCUGAGGUCUUAACGGACUAGAUCAGAGAAAACUGCUCAUUUGGUCUGUUUAUACAGACUAUGGUUACUGACGUACAUAGACAAUCGCGAGGCGAUCUAUGGCUCUUUGGCGUGCAGGAGCAGCCAGAGGUGCAUCAAUUUGUUCCGCUGACCAAUUUUGGUAAAGUGCCAGAUAUAAGAUCUAUCCAAGUAGUCACAUCAUAGGUAGGAAUACUAAAUCCCACCCAUCCACAACAGCUAUCUCACAAGAUUCGAAGGAUAUAUUGUUCUCGCCACAUCUACCGAACGUCACUACACGUAUGCGUAUAACAGUGCGGAUUUUGUAUCGUGUUCCCAAGCUUGCGUUUAUUCAUCACCCACCAUGCUGUGUCUGUAUCGUAGACAAGAUAGUAAUAUUCGUCAAACAUCCAAGCCCCUCCGUUGCUU
Messenger RNA from Pseudovirgaria hyperparasitica, 1836 nucleotides. RefSeq lists its product as uncharacterized. NCBI's taxonomy places the organism in Eukaryota, Fungi, Ascomycota, Dothideomycetes, Acrospermales, Acrospermaceae. The record is from RefSeq and is a predicted model, not a curated record. The coding region runs from base 101 to 1402 and encodes 433 amino acids. Gene Ontology annotation, molecular function: protein binding. The transcript is spliced from 3 exons. Gene Ontology annotation, cellular component: TRAPP complex; Golgi apparatus.